Messenger RNA from Mycotypha africana, 4533 nucleotides. RefSeq names its product male sterility protein-domain-containing protein. Gene Ontology annotation, cellular component: intracellular membrane-bounded organelle. The transcript has 10 exons. NCBI's taxonomy places the organism in Eukaryota, Fungi, Mucoromycota, Mucoromycetes, Mucorales, Mycotyphaceae. Gene Ontology annotation, biological process: long-chain fatty-acyl-CoA metabolic process. The record is from RefSeq and is a predicted model, not a curated record. Gene Ontology annotation, molecular function: acyltransferase activity; alcohol-forming very long-chain fatty acyl-CoA reductase (NADP+) activity. Bases 1 to 4533 code for a protein of 1510 amino acids.
AUGACGGAAAGCGAAGAACAGACACCAUCGUCAUGUCCCGUCACCAUCACUUCAAGUGAAAAGGAUAGGAUGGAAGCAGGUGAAAGUCGGAGAGUAACUGAGGAUGAAAGUAUAUCAUCUGAAAUGUCACAAAGGACUGAUAAUUCACUUGUAAAGGACACAACAGAGACAUCAACUCUUGCCAACCCUCCAAGCCAGACAGAGGAAUCCAACAGGAUCCACAAAGCAGCAAACGAUGAAACGACUACGGCUUUUGCAUCCGAAAACGCUAGCAAGGAGCUUGGACUUGAAAAUCCAAUCAUCAAUUUUUAUAAAAAUAAGAAUAUAUUAAUUACAGGAGUUACUGGAUUUAUUGGUAAAGCCAUUCUAUGGAAACUGCUUGACACACUCCGUGACGAUAUCGGCACUAUUUUCCUUCUGAUUCGGAGUGGGAAUGUGAAGCGAAGUAAAUUAGGACGGCCAGCCGACAGAUUAAAAAGUGAAGUGAUCAACAAUAAGGCUUUCCAAAUAUUAAGGCAAACCCUAGGGAAGGAAACGUUCGAUAUCAUUGUCAAAAAUAAAUUAGUCCCUGUUUCAGGCGACCUGAUUUCCCCUGAUUUAUCCAUACCCAACGCAGAUAAAGGGAAUAUCAUUGAAAAUGUCCAGAUUGUCAUACACUGUGCAGCCACACUACACUUUACGGAACGUUUGGAUUUGAGCUUGGAGACAAACACGUUAGGUACCUUACGGAUGAUGGAUUUGGCGGAUGAAUGUAAAAGAAUGGAAAGCUUUAUCCAUUUGUCACCGGCUUAUUUGGAUUCGCACCUCCCUGAUGGGCAUAUUCAAGAGAGAGUGUAUCCUAUGCCCUUGGGCGAUCCCGAAGAAUUGCUGUCGCAGAUUAUUGAUUUAGAACUGCAAGAUAUACCGAAAAUGACGGAGCGCAUAUUAGCUCACUACCCAAACACUUAUACUUUCACCAAAUCACUGACAGAGCACUUGAUAUUGAAGAGAGUGGACCUUAACAGAAUAGAAGAGGUUCAAGGCGGUAAAGUACAGUGGCCUAUCGCCAUUGUCCGCGCUACUCAAGUAGGCGCUGGAGCAUUUGAACCUUUACCAGGCUGGUUAGAUGGCAUCACCGGCGCGAAUGGUACCGUUUUUUUAAUGAGUAGAGGCAUCCCAGCGCUACGUCCGGGCAUGCAUCAUUCCCUCGCGGAUAUAGUACCGAUAGAUUACGCCGUUCGCAUUAUCCUCAGUGUAGGCGCCUUCAUGCCGUCUCCAGGCUGCCACUUCAUCUUGCCCUAUAACGAACGCGUGAAGGAAGACGAACCACCCAAAGUAGCUUCCAACGUUACUUAUUUUCCUUAUUUCUAUCAAAUAUCAGCUUGUGGCAUCGAUGAGACAACUUGGUAUCAUAUAUACGAUUCAGUACGUUUCUACUGGCUUCGGAACGCGUCCUUAUCAGCUUCAUUCGGCGACAGCAGUGCUGCUGUCGCUGCUGCUGCUACGGCUGCUAUUUCUCUUCCUCCAACGGAAAGCUAUUUCGCUGCGAAUCGAACAGUGAUCAAACCAAAAAUUUUCAGCAAGUAUAGUGGCUUAACGCGCUCAUUGAGUACAAUGACCACCACCCUCAGUGGGAACCUUCACAACAAGUCUUCCGCUGCGAAUGCCAUUAGCCGUACAUUAGAGGCCGCUUCACGAACGGUUGACGCUAUGCAGCCAUUCCUAGCACGUCAUUGGGUCUUUGACCACGCCAAUAUCCGGACUCUUGAGCAAAAAACGAACAGUGACACACACUUCAACCUAAGAAGCUUCCGACAUAUGGAUUGGCACACUUACAUGGUGAAUUUUGCUUAUGGUAUUCAUUCUUAUGUUAUGCCCAAUCCGCCUUUGAGCCUGAGAAAUAUAACAGUGCCAGAGGGAUGGGCGUGUGCUCUUUAUUUGCAUCCAGGAGCCGCACAGCACUCGAUCAUAGAUCAACAAAUUGAAUCUGUUGUCUUUAGUGCAAGUGAUAUUCGUAAGAGAACGGAAAGGAUGGUGAUCGGAUUAAUAGCGUCCCUAGAAAAUGCUGGGUACAGUGCUUUGAAAAAUAAGAAAAGAAUGGAGCAAUGGAUCGAUGAUUUUGAUGCCAGUUUGGAUGACUGGUGUCACGAUGAUGCCAACCUAUUGAAGAACAUGGAUGAUAUGAAUCAUCUAGGGCAUUGGUUGAACACAUCCUCAUCGUUAUCAACGGAUACUUCCUAUGAAGAACAUAUCCGUAUCGAGGUGCUGAAUGACAUAAGAGUUGGGCAAAGCGUUAAACAAAUUGUUGAAAGUUCAGGAGUCCCACAGCAUGUGGUCGUUGGGGAGGCACUUAAAAUUUUUCAGCGCAUGAAGGAGCGAACACGAUUGCCUUAUGUUUGGUCAGCAGGCGCUUUUUUAAAUGUUCUGUUUAAGCGACUUUUUACUACCUUACGUAUCAGUCGAGUAGAUAUUGCGCGCUUGAAGGAACAUAUCCGAGGGAAAAAUGUAGUUUAUGUUCCUGCAUCGAAAACCAUCAUCGAUCAGUUGAUCAUUUGGUAUAUAUGCUUACGCUAUAAGCUGCCAGUACCGGCUAUUGUAUGCGAUGAAGCAUUGGCAUUGCUGGGUCCGAUUUCUGAUAUACUACGUAUCGCUGGAACGCUCUUUGUGCGUCGCGAUGUGCAAGCACGCUCUCCGCUUAAUACUGCUGUAGCAGCUGCUUAUAUCAACGUUCUAUUAAAGAAACACAGCGCCUUAUCCAUUACUAUCGAAAGAGCGCGUUCUCGAACAGGUAGAAUUCAACCUGCGUACCAUGACGGAGUGUUGAAUAUGAUUAUAGAAGCUACUCAUAGCUGCUGUCAACAGUAUCUGCCCAAGGACGAUGCAGCCCGCAACAUAACAAACACUUACUCAGAGAGUCAUGUUGAUAAAGAUACAGUAUUAGUACCUGUCAAUAUUAUUCAUGAAAAAAUUCCAGAAUUGAAGACAAUAGUAGAUCAAAUCCUUGAUCAGAAACCACCUAAUAUAACCCCAGAAGCAGUCAAUCACCCAUCUGUUGAUAAUGCUUCUCCAUUCAAAAACGCUUCCACGGAAAGUGGCCAGUAUGGUCGCGUCUUUGUCGGAUUUGGCGACGUCAUCGACAUUAGACAAUCAUUAGAAAGAAGAACAAUACGUGAAGAAAAUGAUAACAAAAGACUUAGUACAAUUCCUGUGAAGAAUGAAAAUGCUCUCGCUGAUAUACUAGUACAUAAAAUACAACGCAGCCAGCAUAACGCCAUGAUCAUCAGUCCCGUAACGCUUGUUGCGGCUACCCUGCUUUUUGGGCGCCUUUCAAAUGGUAUUACCUUUGGAAAGCUCUAUCAUCUUGUUUCCUGGCUUCAUCAAGAACUACUCGAAAAGCAAGUGCCAGUGGAUUGGCAACACGAUGAAGACGUAGUCACAGUUGUUUCUUAUGCUUUCAAGCUAUUAGACGCUCAAGAACAUGUUAUUAUUGAUGAUAAGCGUAUCACUGAUUAUACUGUGAUUCGAUUGGUUGAGCAUGCGGAUAAUAUUAUGAAAUUAUCAUACAUGUCAGGCCCAUUGAUUCAAUUAUUUCUUCCAGAAGCAAUCUUUUCAGUGGUCUAUCUUUCUGAUCGUGGUAGGAUAACAAAAGCUGACCUAUUAGCUCAGUUCACUUUCUUGGUUCGACUCCUCAGACAUGAAUUUAUUUAUCCUUGGAGCAGAAAAGAGACAUUUGACUUCUUGUUGGAAUCGUUCGUUGAAAGGCGUUUAUUUGAAGUAGACGACGAUGGACAGUAUCAGAGAUCGAUUACCAUGGAAAAUAAUGAAACGGAAUAUACCCAGAUCUGGUUACUGGCGUCACUUAUUUAUCCCACGUUGGAUGCUUACUGGAUCACCUCUUGCUCUUUAUCGGCUUUACGUGACUUACCAUUUAUGCCUCGCAAAACAGUACCUGUUCUCUCCCAGUGGAUUGCAGCGCAUUUGAUCGCAGGACGGAGAACCAUUUACCGCGAAGUGUUGUCCAUAGAAGCGAGCCAGAAUGCCAUCGACAAUUUUUUAGCCCUUGGAUUCAUAGAUGCAGUUCAUCCUAAAACAAAGCUUUCACCAGAUGCGCAAAUCCUCUUACUCGAAUUGGGUAUCACCACAAAUGAUGACUUGGUGAUGGUAUCGAGCAGAGAUAAGGACAAAGACGAGAGCAAUCACUCUAGUUUUACAGAGCAACUGAAAGAUGAUUUAGAUCUGCAAAAUAUCCUGACGGAACUGAACGAUAUUGCUUCUUUAUGCCACAAAACCGAACAGUAUAGAUAUACGGCUGAUCAUAGUGGGUUGCCGCACCAUAACAAUGCUCAAGUGUUCGAGAAAUGCCAAAAUCAAAUUCGCUCUAUUUUGAGAGCUGACGAAACCUAUGCUUCUCAACGUGGAAUGAAAUUAAAUAAUGAAGAGGAACAAAUGAUUCAACUGGUUUACUCUCUCAAAACAGCAUCUGAGAUGCUUUCUAAAAGCAGACUGGAUAAACGUUUCCGGAGAGUGUCUCAGGCCUAUAAUUUACAGAAUUGA